Molecule: messenger RNA, 579 nt
Organism: Fonsecaea nubica
Lineage: Eukaryota; Fungi; Ascomycota; Eurotiomycetes; Chaetothyriales; Herpotrichiellaceae
Exons: 2
Coding region: 1-579 (192 amino acids)
Source: RefSeq, a predicted model, not a curated record
AUGAGUCCAAUUGUGGGUAACGAGGCCUUCCUUGCUGCUUGUAUCAAGUAUGCCAAGGAGAAGGUCACUGUCGACUUCGAAGCACUUGCCAAAGAACUCAAGAUGAGCAAGGGUGGAGCGGCCAACAAGUUCCGUACUAUCAUGAAGCAGUUGGAGGAAGAUGGUGCGGUGUGGAGCAGCAUGGACGACCAGGCUGAAGCAAAAUCUACUUCUGCUACCGGUGUCAAGCGCAAGGCUACUACCAAGAAGAACUUGGCGAGAAUCGAUCCCGUCGGACGUCGCGAUGUCAGCAGUGACGAAGCUGCGGAACAACCUCCCCCGAAGAAAGCUCGCGGUAAAGCUACCAAGACCAAGGCCCCCAAGCUCGGCACCGGAGAUAAGAAUGAUGAAGAGAAGAAGCCAAAAGGAAAAGGUGUCAAGAAAGUCUAUCCUGCGACUCCAAGCGAUGGCUGUUCGGGUGAUGACGAAGCGACUCCCAUCAAGAAGGAGAUCAAGACGGAUGUUCCUACUGCGAAGAUGAUCGAAGCCGUUGGGUCUGUUGCAAAGACCGACACAGUGCCGCCUGAGGAUGGUAACUAG